CACAGGCUCGAUCUCUUCCCCGUAGUGUUUGCGAGGUUCCUGUGCACACAUGAUCCGUUCUCUUUCGCUUUCAUUUCCCGGAAGGAUUCUUAAUAUUGCAGCGAUUCGAAUCAGAAAACACAAACUCUGCGGUGCGAGACUGCGACUUUACGCGACAACACAUUGUGUAUUUGGUGCAUAUAUCGAUCAGCUAUUGAUACGGUAAUCAGGUGUUUAUACUGUAGUGAAUAUUUCUGAGUUUGGGAAGUCCUGAAGGUUACAGAACAUGAAUGACGCCUCCUCACCGCCACCUUUGAUAAAGCUUCAGCAGAGCUGCAAUGGGAACGAACCCUCAGUUUGCUCUCCCUCCGUGUACGAGACGGUGCCUGAUGAACUCUGCAAGCUACCUGGAAGACUAUGCAUCAAUCCAUCUUUGUGGAAUAAGGAGGACGUGAAUCUCUGGUUGCGCUGGGCUCAGAGGGAAUAUUCUCUGCGACGUGCGGACCACCAAAAAUUUGAGAUGAAUGGAAAGGCACUUUGUCUUCUCACCAAAGAGGACUUCCGUCUUCGCUGUCCCAGCUCUGGUGAUGUUCUGUAUGAACUCCUUCAACAUGUGAAGCAGCAGAGGAGAUGUGCGAUCUUCAGUCCACUGUCCAGCUCCAACACACAGUCACAUCAGACGCCCAACUCGCACGGGACUACAGUAAAUACAAACUCCUGGGUGUUAAAAGCUGGAUGCAGCACAGAUCAGAGCCAGGAGAAGAAACCUCUGUCUGCUGACCCUGAGCAUUCACAUGGCAUGCACAGAGAGAUUUCACAUCAUUCUUCCAAGGAAAAUAAUCAACAGACAUUGCCAGACAAAACCAGACAACCAGUAAAUGUUUACCGUACAAAUGAGCCUCUCAACCUGUCCAAUAAACCCACAAGACCUGCAAACACCACACAAACCUCGGAGGCCAAUGGAAAGAUUGCAGACUGCAAACUCUUAUGGGACUAUGUGUACCAGCUGCUGUCGGACAGCAGGUAUGAGGCCUUCAUUCGCUGGGAGGAUCCAGACGCCAUGGUCUUCAGAGUGUUGGAUCCCAAUGGACUGGCACGACUCUGGGGCAACCACAAAAACAGGGCCAAUAUGACCUAUGAGAAAAUGUCCAGAGCAUUACGUCAUUACUACAAGCUCAACAUUAUCAAGAAAGAGACAGGCCAGAGGCUGCUCUUCCGGUUUCUGAAGACCCCUGGGGAAAUCAUGCAAGGCAGGUCAGACCGCACAGAACCGCCAGAGUCUCCUGACAGUCCUGCAUCUCCUGACUACAGAGAAGACGCUCUGGAAGUAUCACCUGUAUCGACUCCUGCUACCAUGAGCCCCAGCUCUGACCACAACUUCAGCAUAUCACCAAUCCCAUAACAUUCACUCCCUCGUUCUGAUCCAGGAUCAGCCUUAGUAUUUCAUUAUCCAGACUUUUUAGAAUGGGAAACCCAGAUCUGAUCUUCUGUCAGAGUGAAC
This is a messenger RNA of Carassius carassius (crucian carp), 1480 nucleotides long. Its product is annotated as transcription factor ETV6-like. Gene Ontology annotation, biological process: regulation of transcription by RNA polymerase II; cell differentiation. The transcript is spliced from 9 exons. NCBI's taxonomy places the organism in Eukaryota, Metazoa, Chordata, Actinopteri, Cypriniformes, Cyprinidae. The record is from RefSeq and is a predicted model, not a curated record. Bases 266 to 1381 code for a protein of 371 amino acids. Gene Ontology annotation, cellular component: nucleus. Gene Ontology annotation, molecular function: sequence-specific DNA binding; DNA-binding transcription factor activity, RNA polymerase II-specific.